Messenger RNA from Peronospora matthiolae, 2259 nucleotides. Lineage: Eukaryota; Oomycota; Peronosporomycetes; Peronosporales; Peronosporaceae. The record is from the annotation of a GenBank genome assembly.
AUGGACGCUGGAACAGCGCCGCCGCUCGAGCAGCUCCGGACGACGUGCGAGACGCUCCGCGACGAGCUCACAGCGCUCUACCAGCAACGCGGUCGUCCCCCGUACGACGAGAAGUCGACGCAGCAGCGUCGUUGGCGCGUCGUCUUGCUCUUGAGCGCGAUGAAGGCGGGGUUACGCGCCACGUUUUUGGCCGCCGACGCGCGUCGCACGGGCGUCCAGGAGCAAAAGGACGUGGCCGAGGCGCAUCAGCUGCAGCUGCAGAAUUUAUGGUACGAGAAGGACCAUCUGCUGCGGGAGAUUGGGCGCUGUCGGGGGUUCCCGGCCAAGGAGAUGGACAAGAUCGAGUUUGUGGACGGCCAGGUCCCGGUCACGGCCGACGUGGAUGGCCAUCGCCAGCACUUGGAGCAGCUGACGCAGGAGCUGGGGUUACGAAAGAGUCUUCAGGCCGAACUCAAGCAGCUGAAGCGCCAGGUUGGGAAUGUGGAGACCAUUACAAAGACGAAACGUGCGUUUCUGGACUCGUUGCCGGACCAAUUGGCAGGUAUUGAAGCUGCAACCACGGGGUUGCAGCAGUUUAUGGGAAAUCCAGUGACAGCGCAGCGAAAACGACGCGAGGCAGCAGCACUGGAGCUGGCGACGCCGUUGUAUGCACUGUAUUGUGAGCUCGAAGCCUAUCAGAUUGCUAGUGGAGAUGCAGGGGAGUCGCUGAAGCUGGAGAUUGUCGACGCAUUUGGCGUGAAGGACCAGGGAACGUCUCGAAAGCGCGAGUUCCCUAUCGCGUUUGAUCGUCCAGAUCGUUUAAUCGUUGCUGGGUCUAAACGGCAGAAGGCAGCGUCGCGCUCACCAUCUGCUGGUGCAAGCGGAGCUGUAUUGCCCUCAGUUGGCAGUGGUGCGCCGUCUCGCUCGCCAUCGAUAAAGCGUGGAGCGGACGCUGCUGCUCAAGAGCCAGAGAAAGGGGAGAUUGUAGUGGCUCUGCACACUGCUGAGAAGUUGCUGGAGUUGCGUCCUCAUGCAUCGCCGGUAGAUGAAGAAGAGACGAAAGAAGUAGAUGUCGAUUCAAAGCACUCGUGCUUGAUGCUGGAAGGUAGUGCCGAUGCAUCUACAUCUGCAGAAAGUCUAUGGACAUCGCAUGCGAAAGCCUUGCAGCUGACAGUAGCCGUCCAGGUCCCUAUGGUUACCAACCAGAACGAUGUUGAUGCGACCAAGCACGUGACGCGUUCGUUCACCGUGAUGUUCCAGUACUUUCCAGUGGCCAAGAUUGUUACAGCGGAAGUCGUGAAAACUGCCGCUGCUAGCUUUAAUCCAAGCGAUCACCAGCACAACCUUCUAAUGAACCUGUUCCCAGGCGACGAUGGCCUGACUAUGCCUCGUUUAGCCGUGAACUAUGCUUUCGAAAAUGACAGCGACAAACAAGCUGAAGUGGAGUUUCCAGUGGAUGCUACCUGUCGACCGUACUUCUGGGCACAAUGGAUCUGCGGGCUGAAUCCGAUAAAGCGCCCGGGCCAAUCCCAAUCGGACAACGACGUCAUAAUGGAAGAGCGGCGUCGCAGGCCGGAGCCGUCGAUACGCAAUGUCAUGAAUCAGCUCGUCAAACGUUUCGUGGCGACGACGAUGCUUAAGAAGCACUUGAACCUGCUUGCCAAGGCCACCGGCCGUUCAAUCUCACCCGUCGAUGAUGGUGCGCGCUUCGUGCACCCGCUUGCGUGUCAGCUCUUCCCACGCGAGAUCAAGACGCACUUGGAGGAGUGGAAAGAAGUUUCUACGCCCGUCCAAGACGUGUUUCAACUCUUCGGAGAGAGCGGGAGUCCAUCCUCGCGUUCGCACGCGCGUUUCCAUCUCUCGACGACUGGCUGCCGAUACUUUCGCGCUUGCUUUAAGAAUGGCGGAACUAAGGUAUCGGCCAUGGUUGAAAUCUCGCCAGAGUACCCCGUGCGUGCGCCCCGCUUCAUCUUCCAGCCACGCUCGUCGACGAGCAGCAAAGCGAUUGACAAGGACCAUCUUCCCGUGUACGAAAACCGACUGAAGGACAUUGAGAUUGAAGUGAACGCGUACUAUGAUGAGUUGAUCCCUAAGGGCAGCGAACACUUUGUGCUUCUUCACCAACUUCGGAAGAUUGAGCAGUGCUUUGACGUCUUGUGCAGCGCUGCAGCUAAUGAUGACGCCGACGUUUCGUUGUCAUUUGUGCGCGAGCGCCGUGGCAAAGACCGUCGUCAAGCCAUCGUAAUGGACGCUGCAGCAAAGGAGCUGCGCCACCGAUAG